GGAACAGAAGGUCAGAACUUUAGAUCAUCAAGAGACAAAGCACAUUGAUUAAGAUGAGAGCUUGGAAGCUUCAUUCACAACCAACAAAUGAAUCAGUCUGUCAGAAUUGUGAAGGACUGUUGUGACUGCAUUGCCAUUGUCAAAUGUGUUUGGUUGUAUGUUUUCUGCUUACACUUCACCCAUCAAAACUAUCAUCUUGAUAUGAUACAACUUGUCAUCUACUCGAGUCUCCCACUCCGGGCAUGUCACUGCAGCAGUGGAAAGCAACUCUGGACCAACUCGGGCACCAUUGAGCAGCUCAGCGCAUGGCUUUCAGCUGUCCAAACCUACCAAAUGCUGAGCUUUAUGUGGGCAUUAGCAGGGCUUCGUCACCCACCUACAGCCAGAGGGAAAGCAACAUGGGGAACAGGGAACCCAUCGAGCAGCCCAUGGUGGGAGUUCAGAGAUCACUGCUGGCAAAUGAUGGUAGCUCCUCCCCGCUCAUGGCAGAACAUGUGCUGAUGCGUGCCCCAUCUCAUCACCUUUUCUGCAUCUUUUGGGACCGUGGCAUGCAGUCACCAGCACAUCUUUCGAGGCAUCUUUUCUUUUCCUGGGCCAUCCAAGAAGAAGGGGAAGAAGAGAAAACAGAAGAACAGAAGGGGGAGAUAAGAUUGAUUAUGACCCUUCUUGUGCAACACAAGCACACAUGAAAUUAAUGCUACAGCUAUUUCAUCCAUAAUGCAUCAAUAGCACAUUUUUUUGUUUUGGAAAAUGCUGUGUUUGACAUGGGAAAAACUCAGCUCUUGUUCUAAUCUUCACAUAAUCCAAUGGAUUUUUAGCUUAUUUAUAACUUGGUUUUGUGUUCUCAUCAGUGAUCUCUUUCCUUUUUGCUUGAAGUAAUUCUCUUUCAUUAAUAUUAAUUUUUCAGUAUUCUAAUAUACUUAAUCUACAAGAUUCCAACUUGGUUUUGUGUUCUUAUCAGUGUUUUGUUUUCUUGCUUGCAAUAAUCUUUUCCAUUAAUUAUUUCCAUACUCUGUUUUGCAUUUAUAUCUGACAUCUGGAGUGAGGAAACCUGCAAUUUCAACUUAUUAACAAUCCAAUAACAGAAGAUUAUAUUAGUUUCUUCUUCUGCUGCUUAGCAAAUCUUGAUUACUGUAGCUGAAGAGAGACAGUGAUUGAUCUUAUGUGACCAUAACAGCAAUCUAAGCUGAAACCACAUCACCUGGCUGAGCAUCAUCAGAGGAGUACCAUGCAACACUUUCUCCUUGGAAAAGCCUGGUGGGCUCAUCACCUCAUGCCCUCCUGCAGCCUGCCACUGCAGGAAAAAGAAGAAAAGAAUGUGCUGUCAUACCUUUAACAGCUGAUGAUUCAGUCCUCCUUCCUCCAUGGAUGCCUGAUUCACUCCCUCUGGUCUACUUUAUGAUCACCAUGACAAUUACAUCAUUUUUUCUGGAAUAUAUCUGUUUAUGACAUAUGAUCAACAAAGAACAAACAUGUCAUUUUAAUCUAUUAUAUUCCUAGAAUUGAUAUUUCUAAUUAGUACAAUUGAAUUCAUAUUAAUGAUGACUGUUCAGUUAUAUAAUGGGCAUUUAAAUUCUUGAAGAAGAGGUUUAAGGAGGAUUUCUGUUGCCUUAUUUUGUAGAGCUCAUGGACUGUUCACUCCAUAAUUGAACUUGUGGUCCUUUUUUUACUUCACUGUACCAAAUCUGAAGUAUCUCUUCUUGUCUGCUCUCCUCUUCUUUGACUCCUCCUCUUCCUCCUGAAGCUGAAGGAUUCCUUGAGCUUGCCCAAAUCCAUGGAGUCUGAGGCUGUGCCAACAGAUCAAACAACUGAUGAGAUUGUUGAGGAGAAAAGAGUUAUCAACGAGGAGAUAGACAUGAAUGGAGAGACUAAUUCCCAUCCAAAAGAACCUAAAAAGAUGGAUGAGGAAGAAAAGCUAAAGAUGGUGUGUUCAACAGAUGUUGAAGCUGCUGUUGCCACUGAAGCAGAAGAAAAAUCCAGAGAAAAGAAUGAAUCCAUUGUUGAGGAUGUGAAAAAGGAUACAGAAUCUAGUAACAAUGAGAUGUCAGAUUCAGUGGCUUUGUCUGCUCAGGUUGUGGAAGAUGAAGCAGAUCCUCAACAAAAAGCUGGCAUUUCAGUUUCUUCAGAGAAAAGAGAAGAUGAAUCAAAGAAACAACAUGAAUCUGACACGCAAGAACUGUCACCAGGACCAGUAGAAGAUGGAGAAGGGAAUGCAGGUGAGAUUUUGGUUGAAGAACAAGAAUCUGAAGGUGUCAAAGGUCAAGUGGCUUCAGAUAUCUCCAAAGUUCCAAUCUCAGAAACAGAGGACAAAAAGGAAGAGCCAGUUUUGUCAUGCACUACCGCGGAGUCUGCACCCAAAGAAAGUGGGGAGGAUUCCCAAUUUGAAGAAUUCUUGGUUGAUGCUCAUGUCACUGGUGAUUCUUCAGAGCAAAAGAUAAGCAACUCAAACAGCUCAGAAGAUGACAUGAAAGUUGAGAAUUUUGCAUCAGAAAGCAUAGAAAUGGUUCCAGAUUUUCUUGAAUCAUCUGAUGGAGCUGGAGAGAUCAUGAAGGAUACCAUGGAAGAACGAACAGAGAGCAGAACAAUCGAAGACGGAGUGAAAGAAGUUGCAGCUGUUGCUGGUUUUUCUGAAGUUCCUGAUGUCAUAAACCUGAUUGAGAUUGCUGCUGCUACUUCAGCUGUUGGAAGUGCUGAAGAGACUGUAAAGAUAGAAGUUGGAAUCACAGAUGACAAACAAGAAUUUAGAGAUAUUGAAGAACCAGUAAUGGAUCAGGUAAAUGGAGCUAGUUCUUCUAGUGAGACUGUUGAUGUCUCAACCAAGGAAGACAGCAGUGUUGUAAGUCUUGAAAUGGUCAAGGACAAGGAUGACGGUUUGGAAAAUAAGAAUGAGAUUCCAUUGGAGGCUACAUAUCCAGUGAAAGAAGUUGCAGCUGACUCUGAAGUGUCUAAAGUUGCCGCUUUUGUUGAUCCAAUUGAGUCCAGUAAUACUACUUCAGCUAUUAAAACUAUUGAGGAAACUCAAGGGCUAGAAGCUAAAAUUGUAGACGGCAAGCAAGAAGCAUUUACUGAAAUUGAUGAACCUGAAGUUGAAGAACAAGCAAUGAAUCAGGCAAAUGAAGUUGAUGCUACCAGUGAAACUGUGGAGGUUGCAGUAAAGGAAGACAAGGAUACUGUAACAGCUGAGAUGGUUGAGGAUAAGGAUAGCAGUUUGCACAAUUUGAGUGAGGCUCAUAUGGAACCUCUUGCUACUGCAAAUACCCCUCUGUCAACAAAUGGCACUUCAUCUAUUCAAGCUUUUGAUGAGGUCACACAAGACAAGUUGAUAGAAAAUGAAGAACAGUCGAUCGCUGAAACAAGCAAAGUUGACCCUGCUGGUUUGACUGCAGAUGUGAACAUUGAGAUAAUUGGGGAUAAAAAGGAUGAUUGUUUAGAAGACAAGACUUCCAUAGAGAUACCAAAUGGUGUCGAUGUGACUGGUGAAAUUCUUGAAACCCCUUUUGAGGAAGUGAAAGACCCUGAAGAUGUUGCCAUGGUAGAAGAGAAGAAUGAUCCAGUGGAAGAAGUUGCAGAUGAUUCUGAUGUGCUGGUAGUUCCUGCUGUUGUUCAUCCAACAGAAUCUAGUAGCACUAGUUCAACUAUUAUAACUACUGAAGAAAGUAGAGAGAUUGAAGCUAAAACCAUAGAUGUCAAGCAAGAAGCAGUAACAGAAAUUAAAGAACCAAAAGUCGAAGAACGAAAAAUGAACCAGGCAAAUGAAGUGGAUGCUACUAGUGACACUGUGCAAGUUGCAGUAAAGGAAGAAAAUGAUAUGGUAACAGUUGCAAUAGAAGAGGAUAACGAUUUAAAUAAUUUAAGUGAGGCUGAUGUGGUGGCUAUAAUAAAUCCAGUGAAAGAAGAUGCAACUGACUUUGGCAUGCCUAAACCUCAUGCUACUGCAAAUAUUACCCAGUCAACAAAUCUCACUUCAGCUAUUCAAAUUGCCGAUGAGAUCACACAACCAAAAGCUGAAGUCAUAUAUGAGAAGAAAGACAAGUUGACAGAAGUUGAGGAACAAUCAAUGACUGAAACAAACGAAGUUGAUUCUGCUAGUUUGACUGCCGAAGUUCCAUUAGAACGAGAAAAAGCUAAUGUGAGCACUCAAAAGUUUGAGGACAAGAAAGAUGAUAUUUUUGGAAGCAAUACUUCCACAGAUAACCCAAACGGUGUUGAUGCUCCUGGUGAAAUUUCUGAAAUACACUUCAAGGAAGUGAAAGGCCCUGAAGAAGCUUACAUGGUCCGAGAGAAGAAUGAUCCUUCACAAGUUGUAGCAAAGGUCAAGGACAUUGAUGAUAAGAGCUUAAAAGAUGAUAGAGCGACUUUAUUGGAGACUUCAAAAAAUCUCGAUUGUGGUAUUGAAACAGCUGAUGUAGCAUUGGAUGGAAAGAGAAAUUUAGAAGUUCCUGAAAUAGUAGAUGGAACAAAAGAAGAUAAUCUGAAAAACUCAACAGAGUUAGAGGGCUACUCUGUUGUUGCUGAAGUAGUAGGGGAGAGCAAGGUUGAGAACCUGGAAAGCGAAAAGACGUCUUUGAUCGAAGCUUUUGGAAUGGCUGAAGUCUCGUCAGAGCUUGAUAAAUCUUCCACAGGUAAUGAAAUGGUCAAAGAAAAGUGUAAAAACUCUGCAAGAAAUAAGAUAACUUUAGGUGAGAUCACCAAUUAUGCCGGUAUUAAUAGUGAUGCUUCAAAUGUCUUUCCUGUGCAAGAUAAAAUAUCUGAAGGUCAUGAAGUGACUCAGGAGAAGGGUAAAGAGGCAAAAGAUUAUGAAUGUUCAAUUGUCAAGGAAAGCAAGGAUGAGAGCAUUACAAGCAAGGAAAAUUAUGCUGAGACUGUCAGAGAUCUUGACAAAGAGACAAAUGUGGUUGCUGCAUUAGGUGCUACUAGAACUAUGGAUGCUGAGAAGGGUAAAGAGGCAAAAGAUUAUGAAUGUUCAAUUGUCAAGGAAAGCAAGGAUGAGAGCAUUACAAGCAAGGAAAAUUAUGCUGAGACUGUCAGAGAUCUUGACAAAGAGACAAAUGUGGUUGCUGCAUUAGGUGCUACUAGAACUAUGGAUGCUGAGAAGGAUAAAGAAGGUGCUCAAGAUGAAGAAGGAACAGAGAAUCCUAAAGAUGAAAACUUAAUUAUGACUCCGAAAUGUGCUGAUGUUAUGAAGGUAGAAGGAGAGGCUCCUAAACAGGACAUCCCAGCUAAGCCCUCCCAACGACAUUCAAAUAACAUAAUAUCAAAGCUCAAGCAGUCACUCAUUAAAGCAAAGAAGAUAAUGAUGGGAAAAUCACCAAGUUCAAAAAAUAUGUCAGUAAAAAGCAAACAAGAAAUCAAAUGAUCUAGAAUGAGAAAUUUGUGUGUGAUCUCUGUGGCUGCUGAUCAUGUACAUAAAGGUCAUAGUCAUGUGCUUGGGAUCCUUCCUCUUCUGUUGAAUGAAAUCUUUUGGCAGGAUACCUGGAAGGAAGGAUAUGCUUGCUUUCUAGUUCUUAGCUUGACUAGCAGAAUAAUAUAUAUAAGGUUUCAUCUAAUUGUUACUUAUUAUUCA
Messenger RNA from Musa acuminata AAA Group (dessert banana), 5563 nucleotides. RefSeq lists its product as uncharacterized. The coding region runs from base 1775 to 5356 and encodes 1193 amino acids. Lineage: Eukaryota; Viridiplantae; Streptophyta; Magnoliopsida; Zingiberales; Musaceae. The transcript is spliced from 2 exons. The record is from RefSeq and is a predicted model, not a curated record.